UCAACCAAGACACGCGGGCAAAUAGAAAAAAACCUGGAUACAUCUUCUCCAGAAUCUUCUUGCAACUUCCAGAUCCACCUUCUCCUUCUGGAACCCUGGAUCCAGAAGUCCCCAAGUACCCGUAUAAUAUCCCCAUGGCCAAUGCUUCAUUGUUUCAUCAAUCUGGAAAAUACAAAAACAUCUCAAAUUUACUUUUGUCAGAAGAAAAGCUGUCAAGAAAUUCUCUGUCGAUAUCAUCAAAAGGCGACUAAUGGACUUUCCUCUUUUCGGAAAUCCCUGGAAUGCCUCGUCUCGCCCUUGUUACGAGCAAAGCCUGAGAGGGAUACCGGUCCAGCUCAAACCCAAAGCCAUGCCGCCUCAGCCUUUGAAUCCCAAGGUGGUGUCGAUCCCCGUCCGCUUCGUCGGGUCGGAGCGGGGCACAUCCGACUCAGUUAUCAAGAUCCAGAAGGUGUUUAGGGGAUUCCUAGUGAGAAAAAACAUGAAGAGGAUCAAGGCAAUAAGGGAGGAAGUGAAUGACAUCGAGCGUAGUGUUUCGAAGAAAGAAACUGUCGAUUUGAUUCGAAAUGAUUCAAAGGAGAGAUUGAAAGUGAACGAGAUGCUGAUGGGCUUGCUUCUUAAGUUGGAUUCAGUUAGAGGAGUGGAUUCUGGGGUUAGGGAUUGCAGGAAAUCUGUCAUUAAAAAGGCUAUUGCGUUACAAGAACUGGUUGACGCCGUUGUUUCCGGAGACCAAUCAAUAGAUUCCAACGAUGCUGAAGCAAUUGAUCAAAGUCAAGGUAUUGCUGAUUCUGCUGAUAAUUGCAAUCAAACGUUAGAGUCGCAAAAUGAUUAUGAAAUAACCAACGAUACUGAAGCAAUUGAUCAAAGUCAAGGUAUUACCGAUUCUGCUGAUAAUUGCAAUCAAACGUUAGAGUCGCAAAAUCAUGAUGAAAUAACCAACGAUGCUGAAUUUGUGCCUAAUUUGAAUGAAUCAAAAGUGAUUCUGCAAAAGCAGGAAACUGUUGAAUCAAAUAAACAAGUUGUUGCAAAUCAGGAGGAUGAGGAGAGUAUGGAGAGCAAGAGUCAAGUCGAUUCUGCGAAUCUUGAGAAUUUAGUUGAAGAAGAGGAAGCGGCGCUGGAUGCUGAUGAUGAGAAGGAAGGGAAUAAAAAUAACAAGGAAGAUUGUGGGGAGAAUAAAAGGAGUAAGGAGUUGUUAGGGAGGAUGAUGGAGGAUAAUGAGAAAAUAAUGGGAUUGAUGACUGUGUUGCUUGAGAGAAACGAAAUGCAGAAUAGGUUGUUGAGUGCAUUGUCUCGAAGGGUGGAGCGGCUGGAGAAGGUAUUUUUGUGUGACAAGUUGAGGAGAAAGAAGAGGAGAAGUGUUGUUGGCUCUGAUGAUUGUGUUGAGAAACGCCGGAUGUCCAAAAAUGUGGAAUAGUUGGACUUAUUGUUUUGGUUUUUGAUAUUUGAUUUUUAUUUAUGUGUGGAUUAUGUUUUGUCGUGUAAGUUUGAAGCAAAAUUGCAAAUGAAUGAAUGUAUACAUCUUUUGAAGCAA
This is a messenger RNA of Durio zibethinus, 1528 nucleotides long. RefSeq lists its product as uncharacterized. The record is from RefSeq and is a predicted model, not a curated record. Lineage: Eukaryota; Viridiplantae; Streptophyta; Magnoliopsida; Malvales; Malvaceae. Gene Ontology annotation, cellular component: plasmodesma. Gene Ontology annotation, biological process: protein folding. Gene Ontology annotation, molecular function: protein-folding chaperone binding.